AUGUCUUUUGUCAAAAAUCUGCAACAAGUCCAAGAGCGCACCGUUCACAUAACAACCAACCGAGCAACCCGCAGCCUUGCUGAAUCACGCCUCAUCCUCGCCGCGCUCCAGAAAUUCGGCGAAGUCGUGCACUUCCGCAACGCGACGCUUUUCCGCACAAACAACAAACACCUACAAGACUUAAUGACAAAGGGAGAAAACCUGUCAACACAGACAGCGAGGAAAUGCGACGGCGCAGACUUCGGAAUUUACGCAAUGUUCGACACCCCGCUAGCGGCGCGAAACGCACUCGAUUCCUCCCCUCUCCAUGUUGACCUUUCACCAUUAUCACCACAAGCCAGAAAUGACGCGACAAACCCCGAUGCUGCAAGCGUCGACGCUACGGCUGAAGUAAAUACCGAUACCGGAGCGCAUAGCAAUAUCGAAUGCACGAUAAAGCAAGACCCAGUUGAUCACCUAGAGACUAUGUCUCGAAACCCCUACUACGGCCCGUUCGUGCAGGAAACCGAUCAUCCUGUUUAUAAAGAUUUGAUUAAGCAGCUGGAUGAGAAACUGUAUGGUUUGGCCGAUACUCCGAGUGCGAGUAAGAAGCCUGGAAACCCGAAGAAGACGAAGUCGACGCAGGAGUCGAUACGCCGACUAAGAGCUGCGUCCUUGAUGAGAUUAUGGUGGUUGGGUCAAGGUCCUAGAGCGGAAAGAAACUCGACAGAGGAACAGGCCACAGAAGCGUCUAAGAGGCAGGGGGAGUUGGAAAGGACUCUAGGGGAUCUGCCGUUGGAGAAGAUGAUAGAAGAGAAGGUGAGGGAGUUGCAGGCGGAAAGAGAAGAGAAGGAAAAGCAAAAUAAUGGAUGA
Messenger RNA from Aspergillus nidulans FGSC A4, 852 nucleotides. RefSeq lists its product as uncharacterized. The transcript is spliced from 2 exons. The coding region runs from base 1 to 852 and encodes 283 amino acids. The record is from RefSeq and is a predicted model, not a curated record. NCBI's taxonomy places the organism in Eukaryota, Fungi, Ascomycota, Eurotiomycetes, Eurotiales, Aspergillaceae.